Molecule: messenger RNA, 1860 nt
Organism: Cydia fagiglandana
Lineage: Eukaryota; Metazoa; Arthropoda; Insecta; Lepidoptera; Tortricidae
Product: pancreas transcription factor 1 subunit alpha
Exons: 4
Coding region: 352-999 (215 amino acids)
Biological process (GO): developmental process; regulation of transcription by RNA polymerase II
Molecular function (GO): RNA polymerase II transcription regulatory region sequence-specific DNA binding; DNA-binding transcription factor activity, RNA polymerase II-specific; protein dimerization activity
Source: RefSeq, a predicted model, not a curated record
CCCGCUCUAUUUCUUAUAAAAACAGCGAACAAAGUGAGAGGCAAUACGAUAAAAUCCAUUUCUACUAGGGGGGUAGAACGAAAUGUGGGCGUCGAGGCAACAAAUGGGCGGGGCCCACCCUCUCAGAGUAGCAUUAGGCCCUCCCUUCAAAAGCACUCCGGCCUCACUGCGGCUCGUAUGUUCACAGUCCGCUGUUCGCAUUCCGUUCAUUGACAAACGGAAGUAAAAACUAUUUGUUUACAAAAAUUAUACUAAUCAUAAAGUCUUCACAACUUUUAGAGACUCAUAGUUGUUUGUGAUGGUAUUAAGGUGGAAAACUGAGUGAGAGUGCAGUGGCCGGUGUAGAGAGCGAUGUUUAACAUGGACGGUAUGAGCGGCAACCACCGCUGCCUGCCUGUGGAGAGCAGCAGUGUUGUCCCUGUGAGCCUGGGCGGGUCACCCACCUCCGCGAAUGGCUCGGAUUUGUUCCUUUACGAUGAUUCAUCCAUGUCGGAUGGCAGUCUAUACGCGAGCGACCAAGAGAACCUGUCUAUACCAAGAAAACGGUCAGAGUACCGGCGGCACCACAAGCGGCGCUCGCGCUGCCCGCAGCAGCAGAUCCAGCAGCGCCAGGCGGCCAACCUGCGCGAGCGCCGGCGUAUGCAGUCCAUCAACGACGCCUUCGAGGGCCUGCGCGCCCACAUACCCACCUUGCCCUACGAGAAGAGGCUCUCUAAAGUAGAUACUCUAAAACUGGCUAUAGGAUACAUCAGCUUCUUAGGCGAAUUAGUACGAGCAGAUCGCAACUCUCCUAGUCACAUGUUAACUGGCUCGGGCAAGAAACAUGAUAAUGAAGAACGGAAAAAAGUGGUAAUACGCGGAAACAACUUCCAGUCGCACUCCCUGUCUUGGUCGCGGCGGGGCGAGCGCCCGCCCGGCGGCCUGCUGCACGCCAAGAUUUGGAUCCCGGAGGACCCAAGGACUUUGACCAAAACCAGCGACAAAGAAGAACUAAGAUAGAUCUCUAUGCGAUCAAUAAGUACCUCGUACCUUAACUAUCUAAAGUUUAGUAGCGAUAGAUAUCUGCAUUGAUCUCAUUAUUAAUUAAACGUACGAGUAGGUAUAAUAAAUUAAUAGGAAGCAACAGAUGCACAGUUGAAAUUAAACUAUCCAAUUAAACUGUAUAUACUAAUAUAUUAUGUACAGUCAGUAGCAUAUAUAAGUAGCGGGUGUAGACUACACAGAACCAUCUCGGUCUCAAUUAUUUUUUAGGAUAAUUUCGAAUAUUUAUUCCGAUUUGGCCUUAGAUCCUAAUAAAACUUAGACGAACUGUACCUACCUAUUUCUAUUGUGAUUAUCGUCAAUUGUAUAGUCAUGUACGUAAUUUAGGUAAGUCCUCGUACUUUUAUAUUAAUAGUAGGUAUAUAUACUAAUGACAGAUUUAUCUUGUCGGAAGACUUUAAAAAAAAUAUGCUUUAUUAAUGAAACCCUAGAUUUCUUUUGAGACAAGAAGAUCUAACUGUAGGUACCUAUAGUCCCGCGUUAUACAAAGGUACCUAAUACCUAUAAUCCCUCGCUAAAGAUAGGUAAUGAAAUCAGACUAGCUAGAGUUGCUAUAAAAUGUCAAUAGAAAUGUAUAAUGAGUACAUAUUUCAAUAAAAUUGUGAAAGAUAAAGAAAAACGAAAUAAGUAUAAGGGUUAUCAUACGCAGCAUUAUGAUUGGCCACUUCGGUACUUACCUUUAAUGCAAUCUAUCUAGUCUUACUUAUAUUUUUACAAUUCUAUACUAUAAACUACUUUAUGUACGCAUAUUCGGUCUAUAGGUACAUGUAUCUAUAUUUAAUAAUGAAUACCUAUAAUUAAAAUAACAAAUUAGGUAAA